AUGGAGGUUACUCAACAAGAAUCGAUGCCUCUGCACCAGAGCGAGAGCCAGCCGGACGUCGUGGGGACUGCCUCUGUGGACACCAAGGGACAGUUUAUAGCAGAGGAGCCGGAGGACCAGCGCAACGGGGCUCUGGGUUCCGUCCUGGAUCGAAUCGAGCAGCUGCAAAAACAACUAUCGCUCUUGCAAAACGAGGUCGGGCAACUAAGACCGGCACCGUCCUCGUCGACGAAUCCUAACGCCAGCCAGUUCUUUAACUCAAUCUGGCUUCUGCUGCAUGACACCAACGAAGAAACGCACGCAGGAAGCUCGGCAAUCAUCACAAAGGUGAACACCAUCAAGAACUCGAUUGUAUCCAAGAUCUACAAAGAGGUCCAGGGAAUGAACACCAUGAACAGACCUCCUUUGAUCCACGAUGAGCUCAUGAAAAGACUGGAUGAUCGCACAGGGACAGCUAUUCCCGUGGUUCCUGACGUGGAGCUCGAGCGCAUGUUUCUACGCUACUAUCACAAACUAAUGAGCCAGAGAUACUUCUUCUACGAGCCCGAGGAUCUCGAACGUUUGGCAGACAUCUACUUCAGUAAGUCAGACAGGGAGUGUCCGAAGUUCAUUGACAAGCUCCACCGUGACACUAUUCUUAACCUCAUUCUUGCAACUGGAUGUCGCCUGGUGAUGAUGUCUACUCAGAUGACUUAUCUGAAUCCAGGCCUCUAUUUCGAUAAAGCAAUGGAUUGCUUAUCCAAAAUCACCUACUGUCUCAAGACUCUGGACCAAAUUCGAGUGAUAAUGUACAUUGCGCUGUAUUUAUUGGUUUCCUAUGACCACAACAUCAAGUUCACUAUGAAUAUCUGGGAGCUUUCCGGAUUGGCAAUCAGAAAAAUGACCCAGAUGGGUCUCCAGCGAUUCAUCAUUCCGAGUGUCAAGACCGCAAAGGACUACGAAACAAAAAAACGAAUUUUCUGGUCUGUUUACAGCUUUGAGAAGGUGAUCUGUGUCACUCUUGGUCGACCAGCAUCAAUUCCAGAUGAUGAGAUUGAUGUCCCCUAUUCGUUGAAUAUUGACUCCAUGGAUACAAUCAGUGACGAAGACUUAUACAAGCUCCAAAUUGAACAACAACGGUUGCAGUACGAGAAACACGAUCACCGGAUCAUCUAUCCUGCCAAGAUCUCGUUUUCGUACUACCUCACUCAGAUGUGUCGGAUCCGCGAGAUCGAGUCGCAUAUUGGUCGUCUGGAACAAAUAAUCUCCAUUCCUAUUGCCCCAGCCAUGCUCACCAGGGCCGUAGAGAUUGAUCCUAAAUACAACGAGGAGUAUUCCAAGAUUAUGGCGGAGCUUGAGAAAUGGAAGCGGGAGCUCCCCCCUGAACACGAGUUUAUUGAGGGACUGCAUAAUCAAAUACCGUUUGAGUAUCUGACUCUUUGCUACCACCGUGCCAAGCUCUUUUUGUGUCUGACCCGGCUAAUGAAGAAAGGAGAUCAAAGCGUUAAACAAUUCCAUAGCUUGCUGAUAGAGAUAUCAGAAGCUGCCGGAGGUGUCUGCCGAGCAUACAUCGUGCUGGCAAAAGACCCAGCCUUUGGAUACGGAAUGUUUAGUCUUCACUCGAUUUUCCUUGCUGGAAUCCUUCUCGCCUACUCCAUAGUGCAUCUCGAUAGCGAUGGUACUGCCCAUUCCGACAAGACUCGCACGUUCCACAAUUACCUGCGACACUGUUCCGUGCUGCUAUCUCUGUUUGCAGAGCGAACCAAGAAAGCGGCCAGUUUCCGUAUCUUAUUUGACCGGUUACUGGAAGAUGGCGUGUUUUCGAAGAGAUUGACUCUUGAUUCCGACGCUCCUUCAACACCGGCCAGCUUCUACUCACAGAGCUUGGAGCCAGACAUGUUGGGACUACACAACCUGAUGGAAAUCUUUAAUUCCAACAGAGACAUGUACACCUUCGAGGAGAAGAGCGUGAUUGACGACGACGAUGAUUUUUGGGAGAAAUUGGACGCUAUCCAACGUGUAUAA
Messenger RNA from Ogataea philodendri, 2004 nucleotides. RefSeq lists its product as uncharacterized. Bases 1 to 2004 code for a protein of 667 amino acids. Gene Ontology annotation, biological process: DNA-templated transcription; positive regulation of transcription by RNA polymerase II. The record is from RefSeq and is a predicted model, not a curated record. The transcript has a single exon. Gene Ontology annotation, molecular function: sequence-specific DNA binding; zinc ion binding; DNA-binding transcription factor activity, RNA polymerase II-specific. Lineage: Eukaryota; Fungi; Ascomycota; Pichiomycetes; Pichiales; Pichiaceae.